Harmonia axyridis is the source of this 1766-nucleotide messenger RNA. Its product is annotated as sodium channel protein Nach-like. Gene Ontology annotation, cellular component: membrane. Gene Ontology annotation, molecular function: ligand-gated sodium channel activity. The transcript has 9 exons. The record is from RefSeq and is a predicted model, not a curated record. Gene Ontology annotation, biological process: sodium ion transmembrane transport. NCBI's taxonomy places the organism in Eukaryota, Metazoa, Arthropoda, Insecta, Coleoptera, Coccinellidae. Bases 158 to 1705 code for a protein of 515 amino acids.
GUGACGGGUUUGACACAAUCAAAUAUUUUUUUCUAAUUUGUUCGGGCGACCGUCGUCACUGCGCUUUAAUCGGUAAUCAAUAUCCACUUCUAAUUUGGUGGAACAAGAUGGCCGUCUUUGUAGGUCGUGAGACGGACGGGCCCCAAGCGAGGAAGAAAUGCGGAAAAGGGUCUCCGUAGGCUCCCAGACCUCCAGCGCGGGCAGGCUCAACUUCGUGGUGGUGAGAGCGGUGCAGGAGGCCUUCAGACAGUUCACCAAGAGUUCCAGCCUUUGUGGCUAUCGCUACCUGACCGAGGGUUCCACCCUGGAAAGAUGUAUAUGGCUGUUGAUCCACUUAACAUCGUUAACUUCUGUGAUAUACCUGAAUUUGUACAUGUGGCAAAUGUUCAUAACGGACCCUACCAUUGUAACGUUGGAGAAGUUUACCCUGCCUAUCAGAGAGGUGCCAUUUCCUGGAAUAUCCAUCUGCAACAUCAACAGAAUAAGCAGGAAAGCGGCUUAUGCAAUGGCGAUGGAAUACGCAAAAAAUUCUCUUCAGAACGUCUCUCUCAUCUUCGAAGACAUCAAAUUUUUGGGAAAGCUUUACGAUUUCAGCUUUUCCGAUCAGGAAGAAGAGGCGAUUAUGAGGUUUCAGAAGUUCCUGGAGGAAUACGAUCCAGACAGACCUUUGGAGGUUCUCAAGGGGGACUUUAACGUGUUGAAGAAGAUGAGCCAGUUACAGUUAGCCGGAGAUUGCGUCGACAUGCUAUCAGACUGCAGAUGGGGCGGCAUCAACAGGCCGUGUGCUGACCUCUUCAUCAACGAGUUGACCAUGGACGGAUUCUGCUGCAUCUUCAACUACUUCAACAAGAACGAUCCAAAUAUAUCCAAAAUUAUGCAGGAGAACAACAACAAAACCCUGCACUCCACAAUGUUCGGACGUAACUUUGGGCUCUCCUUCACUUUAAAUACAAAUCUGAGCGAUUACUUUUACUCCCCAAUAGCCACCAUGGGUUCUAAAAUUCUCAUCACAUCGGCCGAAGAUUUUCCUGAUACCACGUCAGGUAGCUUGAUAGAGAAAUUGGUUCCUGUCGGGGUCGAGGCCAAUCUAGAAUUGACAGCGCAAAGUAUUUACACCGUUUACGAGGCAAAGAAAUAUUCCAUUGAAAAGCGUAACUGUAUCUUCAAACACGAGGUGCGCACCAUCUUUGGUGAUUAUUCCCAGAGUGACUGCAUCAUGGAUUGCAAGAUAAGGAGUGUAGCCGCCCUCUGUGAGUGCGUCUCUUUUAUGCACAUGAAGGCUGCUUUUUCUGGAUUUGGUUAUCAGUGCACCUUAGCCGACUUGGCCUGUCUUAGCAAGUAUGCGGCCAAGUGGAGGCAGAUUUACCCCAGGGACUACAUGGAGGAUGGUCUUGAAAGGGAGAAGCAGGACGCUCUCAAUUGUCGAAACUGCUAUCCGGAAUGCGACACCUCUAGAUAUUUCGUCAACAGUGAGCAAGGCAACAUUGCAGGUUCCAAUCUCAACUACAGUAUUGUCAACAUAUUCUUUGAAACGCCAUACGUAGAGCAGCACAAGCAGGAUGUGGUUUACUAUUGGUUUGAUAUGAUCAGUAUGUUCGGAGGCAUUUGCAGUCUUGUUAUGGGCAUCAGUAUCAUCAGUUGUGUCGAGGUCAUUGUUUUUUUCACUUAUAAGAUAGCAGAGAACAUUUACAAGUUUUCUAGGUAGUUCUUUCAGUUUUCCGCAACUUGUUUCGAUUAUAUUGACUUUGAAUAAACGCAUCUUUUGA